Messenger RNA from Heterostelium album PN500, 1734 nucleotides. RefSeq lists its product as uncharacterized. The coding region runs from base 1 to 1734 and encodes 577 amino acids. The transcript has 5 exons. Gene Ontology annotation, cellular component: phosphatidylinositol 3-kinase complex, class III, type II; endosome; peroxisome. Lineage: Eukaryota; Evosea; Eumycetozoa; Acytosteliales; Acytosteliaceae. Gene Ontology annotation, biological process: autophagy of peroxisome; phosphatidylinositol-mediated signaling; phosphatidylinositol-3-phosphate biosynthetic process. Gene Ontology annotation, molecular function: 1-phosphatidylinositol-3-kinase activity. The record is from RefSeq and is a predicted model, not a curated record.
AUGUAUUUCGAGGGACACUCUCAGUGGAUUCUCAAGCUGUUAGAGUCGAUCGAUUGGAAACAUCUAUCCGACGAAAAAGUAGAGAGCAUCCUCAAACUUGUACAUUCAAACCAUAAACGAUCGAUGAGUUGCUCGCAUCUAAUGUGCUCGUCAUCCUGUAAAGCCACUAUCGAUACCAAAGAUGUUUUUCCACUACUUGAUGAACGAAUGACACAUAGCAGUAUUCGAGAGUUUGCUGUCAAUCAACUUUCGUCAAUCACCGACGAUGAUCUUAUUCUCUAUAUUCCACAAUUAGUUUAUUUCCUUAGAUUCGAAACAUAUAAUUCGAAACUAAAGGAAUUCUUAUUUAGAAGAUCAAGAGAAUCAAAGAUAAUUGCUCACUAUGAUAUCAGAUAUCCCGUCAAUCCUCUCUACAGAAUCAAGUCAAUCGACAAGAGCCGCGCCAAAAUCAAAGAUAGCGCUACCAAACCAGUUAAACUCACUUUUAAUUGUGUGAAUGUCGAAACCAACGAAGAGCGACAGAUGGAUCUCAUCUUUAAGAAAGACGACGUCAGAAAAGACCGUGUCAUUCUCAAUAUUAUCAGUAUCAUGACAAAGAUUCUGAAGGAGAACAUCGAUCCUUUCCUUCAGAUAAAGAAUCGCAAGGUUGAAAAUGACUUUGAAGAUUUUCUCGAGGCGGUUGGCUACAAAGAUUCCAAGAAACUUGUAACACUAGUCGACUCACCAGAGUUGGAAUCAGUACUGAAGUUGAUGCGUCCACACAGCGAUCUUGUUCAGUUUCUCCUGGUCGAGAAGGAUCACUUGUCGAUAGAGAACAGAAUUCGAUUGGAGCAACAGAAGUACAUUGAUGAAAACCUGUUGGAUACAGAGUCAAACAUACUGGCUAGCAGUAAAAAGAAAAUGUUGGAUCAUCUUCACAGUAUCUAUGCGAAUGCAUACAAUGAAAUGGUGAAUAUGCAGAAAGCAGAGAUACACCACAUUCUAAGUUCUAUUAUCACCUACACUGUGCUCCCAUAUGGAAGUGAGUUUGGCUUCAUUGAGGUCGUCCAAGAUGCAGAGACACUCUACGAUAUCUACGGAGAUCCAAAGAUUACAUCAUUAAAGAUCAAUGAGUAUCUAAAGAAACACAAUCCAAGCCACCGGCUGCAUGAAGUCAAUACCACCUUUAGAAAUAGUAUGGCAGUCCAACGCGAUACCUACAAACAAAAGUUUAUCGACUCUGUCCACAAGACAAAGAAGACUUACGCACCGUACUUUACUGACGCCACCACACAGAUUCUCUGGAGUUCCUACGGUGUAAUCAGUAGCUAUGCAUCGAUCUGCAAACAGAAACUCAUUCAACUGAUUCCUCAACAAAGUCCAGCUGCCAUGACGAUUGUUGAAGGUCAAACAGGAGAAAAAGAAGAAGAAGAAGAAGCAGAAGCAGAAGUAGUUGAUGAAAGAGAUAGAGAUAGAGAAACAAAUGAGGAUCAAAAAGAAGUUGAACAUGAAGAAUUUAAUUAUCACUAUCAAAAUCUAAGUCAAUCAUUCAGUGAAUAUGAAGCUAAUGCCGAUAAUAUUGAACUUAUUCCAACUGUAAAUCCCAUUCCAUUCACAACAACUACAACUACAACUACUUCAACAACGGCAGCAACAACAUUUCAUAAUUUCAAUGAUUAUUUAAACGAUCAACAAGACAUUUCACUUUAUCCAACACUUGAAUCAAGUAAUAUAUCUGAUUGUUUAGAUUAUUGA